Messenger RNA from Acanthosepion pharaonis, 1209 nucleotides. The record is from the annotation of a GenBank genome assembly. Lineage: Eukaryota; Metazoa; Mollusca; Cephalopoda; Sepiida; Sepiidae.
AUGUCCGAGGGUAACAGCCCCAAUGUUUCCGAGGAAGAGGUGAAGAUUGAAGGUGUAGAAGGAGAUAUGGAAGUAUCUAAGGACUUUGAUACUGAAGAUAGUUUAAAGGAAGAAGAAAAAGUGGAAGAAGCUGCUGAAGACAAAAAAACUUCCAAGAAACAAGUGGAGGUGGUCGAAAAUGAGGAUGAAGAACCACAAUUGGGCUUGCUGGAAAGGCCAGUUGUCAUUGAGUCAGGCAAACGAGAGAAACGAAAAGUUGAGCGUUUGGAGAUAUCUAAUGACAAGAAAGAGCUCCAUAUUCCAGAAGGAACUGGGGAGAAACUAGGUGACUGUCCAAGAAUCGAAUACCAAUUGAACCAAGUGAAAGCUGAAGAUUUGAAAAUUAUUCAUCGAACUUUGUUUGACCGACCUGGAUCUGUGGCAGUUAUUAAAAAGAAUAUUCGAAAAUUUAAUGGUUUUGACUUUGACAAAGAUGAUAAACGGUUUGAAAAGAAAAGAGCUCAAUUAUCCAAAAACACAAUAGCUGGUCUGAAAAAGAUGUGUAAAAUCUUGGAUUUGGAAAGAGGCGGUUCCAAAGAAGAUAUUCUAAACAAACUGAUGGAUUUCUUGCUUGCACCCAAGAGUUCUGGUGAAAGUGUACCAAAACCAAAAAAGAAACGGAAAUCUGGCAGUGUUAAAGCCAAGAGCAAAGGAAAGAAAAAUAACAAAAAGAAAUCUGUUUCCAAGAAGAAGAAAUCCUCAGAUUCAUCAGAUUUAUCUGCAUCAGAAUCUGAGGAUGAGGAAGAUGAGGAGGAAGAUGAUGAUGAUGAUGACAGUAGUGAGGAAUCUGAGGAGGAAAGUGAAGAGGAGAAACCCAAAAAGAAGAAGAAACAAAAGGUAGAGAAGAAGUCAUCAAAGAAAGAAAAAAAGGCUGAAAAGAAAAAGAAGCAAACACGGAAAAAAGCUGAAAAGAAAUCAACUCCAAAAAAACGUAAAAUUUCUGAAUCUUCCUCAGACAGUUCAGAUGAUGAACCUAUCAUAAAGAAAAAGAAAUCUCCACCAUCUGAUGAUGAUAUACAUGAGGAUGUAAAAAAGAUCCUAGAAGGUGCCAAUUUGGAAGAAGUAACUAUGAAGACUGUUAUAAAACAAGUCUAUGCUAAGUAUCCAGACUUUGAUCUCACACCAAGGAAAGAAUUUAUUAAGUCAACUGUAAAACAGAUUAUAUCCUGA